AGCAGCUGGAUAUGCGCGAACCGUGACCGGCAAUUAUUCAUCAUAUUAAUUUUUUAAUAAAAGGGGAGCUGUUUAUACAAGCGUUAAAGUCACUAGAGACUAGUGCACGGGUUGUUUUUUUUAAUGUCUGAGAAAAAAUAUAAGUUUGCUAGCCUGGCAUUAGCUUCACGUAACUGAGGAGUUAGCCUGGAAGCUAGCUAAGUAGGUGAUGAUAGCAGCGUCUCAGCCGCUGGAGCUCCUUUUUUUUUUUAAGCUAUUGUUAUAGACGUUUGUCAGUCGGCAAAAAUUCACUUCUGACCGGUUGACCCGCACUGAACAACACGUGUAAGAUAAGUUAUUACCCUGGCUUUGUCUGUUCCAGUAGUUAUGUGACAUAGAUGUAGCUGGCGUGUCUGUCACUAAUGUUAGCUCGCAGAUCAGAGGAAUCCAGGUCGAGUCAGGAAGGGGUUCUCUUCUGCACGGACCUUCUAAACCAGAUAUUGUUUUCUUUAGUGUUCCAGCUCGGUUUUAAAGUUUUUGGACGGGGCAGCUGGAGCUACGCAGUACGUUAUUGCAACUUCUAGUAAGCCGUUUGAGCGAUGGUUUUACAUCUCUAAUGACGAAAACAGCCGUGUCUUCAUGGAUGUCUGAAGUAGGAGAAUGAGUGCGCGCUUGCGAGGGACAGGAUGCUGCCAUCUUUCACCGAAGACUGUCCUGCUUAAUAUAUCGAUUAGCUGACCAUCAACUGCUGGAGAGGACUGGGGAGCCCACAGAGGCUCUGCAUGAGAAGCUACUGCCCCCGGCUUUAUUAAUUAGUCUAUCAGCUCUUCUGUCCCAUGGCUGCUGUUAUUGGGGUCAACAUGCUGCCCCAGCUCGGAGACGCAGCACUUGCAGGUCCAGGGGGAGCAGGGCUGCCCGCCGUGUCCCUCACCAACACGUCGGUGUCUUCCAGCCCUACGCCAGGUACCGAUAACCGGGGGUGCGAGAAUGGCGCCUUGAUGGACUCGUUUGGGAUUUUCCUGCAAGGACUUCUGGCCGUGAUGGCUUUCAGCACGCUGAUGUUGAAACGCUUUAGGGAGCCCAAACAUGAGAGGAGACCCUGGAGGAUCUGGUUCCUGGAUACCUCAAAACAGGCCAUAGGGAUGUUGUUCAUCCACUUUGCUAAUGUCUACUUGUCAGACCUCACAGAGGAGGAUCCGUGUUCACUAUACCUCAUUAACUUCCUGUUAGAUGCUUCUCUGGGCAUGUUGUUGAUCUAUGCUGGGGUGAGGGCUGUCAGCGCUAUUGUAGAGUGGAGGCAGUGGGAUUCUCUGCGCUUUGGAGAAUACGGAGAACCAGUGCAGUGCACAGCGUGGUUGGGCCAGUGUAUUCUCUACAUCCUCAUCAUGAUGUUUGAGAAAGUACUUAUCAUGCUGGUCCUCCUCAUUCCGCAGUGGAAAAAGCUGGCUCUCCUCAACCCCAUAGAGAAUCCUGACCUGGAACUGGCCAUCGUCAUGCUCAUCGUUCCGUUCUUCAUUAACGCCCUCAUGUUCUGGGUGGUAGAUAAUUUUCUAAUGAAGAAGCACAGGACAAAAGCGAAGCUGGAGGAGAGAGAGGAGGAAUCUCGGGGGAACAGCAAGGUGCGCUACAGACGAGCUCUGUCCCAUGAUGACUCAGAGUCAGAGAUCCUUUUCUCAGCAGAUGAUGAAAUGGAUGAGUCAGAUGAAGACGAUGUUCGUCGGUUAACUGGCCUGAAGACGGUGAAGAAGAAGAAGCUUCGCAUGGGGAUCCCUCCAGGCGAGGUGAAGAAGAAGAAGCGUCCCCCGAUGAAGGAGGAGGACCUGAAAGGAGCCCGCAGUAAACUGGGACUAAAGGGCGAGGUCAAGAGUAAGACCUAUGAGGUCAUGGUGGAGUGCGAACGUAUGGGCAAAGUGGCUCCGUCUGUGUUCAGCGGCGUGAGGACGGGGACGGAGACGGCCCUGGACAAGCCUGCUGCAGCCAAAGCGCCUGGAGCCAGUGUGUUCAGCAAGUAGACACACUGCAGGAUAAAACAGAAAGCACUGAAGAAGCACACACUGUAGUCUUUAAGUUUUUGAGUCAAUGGUUUGACUGCAUAAUAUGAAUUGCUAAGUGUGUGUGUGUUUUGUUUUUUUUCAUAUUUUGAAUUAAAAGUCAGUGGAGUUUAGGAGAGAUAAUGGGUUUUUUUUGUGCUAGUAGUGUGUGUUAACAUUACUGCUAUGUAAGCAGUUAUUGUACUUUGUAGUUUGGACAGUGACUCAGACUUGAAGAAUGACUCAGCUUUUUAAAUGUGGCUGAUGAGCCGUAAAUGAGUUAUAACAUUUAUUUAUCAGUGGUGACAAAGCAUUUUUUUUAACACAUUAGCUUAUUUGUUCAGUUUUGUACCU
Molecule: messenger RNA, 2363 nt
Organism: Xiphias gladius (swordfish)
Lineage: Eukaryota; Metazoa; Chordata; Actinopteri; Istiophoriformes; Xiphiidae
Product: store-operated calcium entry regulator STIMATE-like
Exons: 10
Coding region: 816-1991 (391 amino acids)
Biological process (GO): chondrocyte differentiation; chondrocyte proliferation; tissue regeneration
Cellular component (GO): nucleus; membrane; cortical endoplasmic reticulum
Molecular function (GO): calcium channel regulator activity
Source: RefSeq, a predicted model, not a curated record